Molecule: messenger RNA, 5411 nt
Organism: Actinia tenebrosa (Australian red waratah sea anemone)
Lineage: Eukaryota; Metazoa; Cnidaria; Anthozoa; Actiniaria; Actiniidae
Product: kinesin-like protein KIF28
Biological process (GO): microtubule-based movement
Molecular function (GO): ATP binding; microtubule binding; microtubule motor activity
Source: RefSeq, a predicted model, not a curated record
AUGUCUGGAGAAUCGGUUAAGGUAGCCGUCCGAGUCCGGCCCUUCAAUUCCAGAGAGAAAGAUCGUGGUGCAAAAUGUUGUCUCGACAUGAUGGGCGCUUUAACCCAAAUCCGCGAUCCAGAAGCAGGAGCGGGUGCGCCUCCAAAAGACUUCACAUUUGAUUUUUCCUACUGGUCUCAUGAUGGGUGGAAAGAGGAUGAAAACGGGUAUUUACACCCUGCAAAUGAUAAAUACGCUGAUCAGAGAAAGGUUUUUGACGAUCUUGGAGCUGGUGUAUUGAAAAAUGCCUUUGAAGGUUUUAACUGCUCUUUGUUUGCGUAUGGACAAACUGGUGCUGGCAAGUCUUACUCUAUGGUCGGCUAUGGAGUUAACAAGGGAAUUGUGCCUAUUACUUGUGAUGAGCUGUUCAAGAGAAUUGAAUCCAACACUGACACAACAGUUAAAUUCCAAGUUACUUUCAGUAUGUUGGAGAUCUACAAUGAACAAGUCCGUGACUUACUUUCCAAGGAUAAUCCAAAAGGGGGUCUACAGAUUCGUCAAAACCCCAAGGAAAACUCCUUCUAUGUUCAAGGACUUAAGAAGGUGGCUGUUGGCAGCUACAAAGAAAUUGAAACCAGAACAGAUGAAGGAACGUCCAAUAGAACUGUUGCAGCAACACAAAUGAAUGCCACUAGCUCUCGUGCACACACCGUGGUGACAAUCCAGUUUGAGCAAAUUUCAAAGAAUGAGUCUGGACAAGAAACUAAGAAGAGUAGUAUCAUUAACCUUGUUGAUUUGGCAGGUAGUGAAAGAGCAGACAGUACCGGAGCCACAGGUGACAGGUUGAAGGAGGGAGCAAACAUCAACAAAUCAUUAUCUGCACUUGGUAAUGUGAUCUCCUCCCUGGCCGACCUCUCUAUGGGCAAGAAGAAGGUCUUGGUUCCUUAUCGAGAUUCAGCUUUGACCAAACUGCUGCAGAAUGCUUUGGGUGGAAACAGUAAGACUAUUAUGAUUGCUGCCUUGUCACCUGCCGAUAUCAACUAUGAUGAAACCCUAGGUACUCUCAGAUAUGCUGAUCGUGCCAAGAAAAUCAAGAACAAAGCUGUCGUAAAUGAAAAUCCUAUGGACAAAUUGAUCCGAGAGCUGAAGGAAGAAAAUGACAAGCUGAAGAAGGCAUUGGAUACAGGUUCCCUUGGGAUGGUUGCUGGAGGAGGGAACUUGUCACCUGAAGAGAUUGAAAAAAUGCGUAAAGAAAUGGAAGAACAGAUAAGAGCUCAACUUGAAGCGAAUAUGGACAGUAUGAUGAGCUGGGAUGAAAAGCUUCAAGUGUCCCGUACAGAAAAUGCUAGCUCUGAUUCCAGUGAGAAAGAGCAGAAGCUCAACACAAUUCCUCACAUCGUGAACCUGAAUGAAGACUCUUUGUUGUCGGGUGUCGUCAUACACUUCCUGGACAAAGAGGAGGUUACCGUGGGCAACAAGAAGGGUGAUCCUCCUCCAUCAAUUUUGCUGAGUGGACUGAGCAUCCAAAAACAGCAUGCAGUCAUCACAGUGAAGGAAUCUGAGAUCACCAUCAAACCUGCUACAACUGGCUCCAAAACCAAAGUGAAUGGAAUGCCGCUGACAGGGGAGACACCCCUUAAACACAUGGACAGGAUCUUGUUUGGUUCCAACCACAUGUACUAUUUAAAGAACCCCAAGAAUACUGAAAAAAGUGAAGGCUCCCCAGACAAGGUGGAUUGGGAUUUUGCACAGAAAGAAAUUGCAGAAGCCAAAGGAUUUGCUACAGCAUUUGGUUCUGGACUAUCCAAAGAACAACAGCUUGCUCAGGAGCAGGUUCUGGAGUUACUGCCAUUAGUAAGUGAAGUCAAUGCAGUCAGUGAGGAGUUGGACAAGGGAAAGACUUUUGAAGUGAUUCUGAUUUCUGGUGCCGCUCAAGGAAACACUACUUCAGGAACCAAAGUGGCAGUGAAAAUGAAGAGUAUGCUCAAUGGUAACGUUUGGCUUUGGGAUCGCGGUAAAUUCAUGAACAGAAGGUUUUUAAUCCAGGAGAUGUACCAGAAGUUUAUGGAUGGUGAAGAUGUAUCGAAGAUCCCAAAAGAACAGGAUCCAUUCUGGGAAGACGUGGAGGAUGUGUUGAUCGGCACAGCAAACCUGUUCCUGCAGAGUCUGGGGUUUGCUUUGGACUUUGAUGACAAGCUGACUGUAACAGAUUACAAGGGCUCGGAAGAAGCCACGUUGGUGGUGAACGUGACUCCAUGUACCCAGACAGGAAAACCUUUAGACGAGGACAACUUCGUGGAAAAUCCAUCAGAAUUACUUGACAAACCUUAUCACUUUAAGGUGACCAUUCGUACUGGUGAAAUACACAAGUCACGGUUUAGUAAAGGCAUCUAUGUCAAGUACAAGACAAAAGCAGACGAAGAGUACACUGUCACAGACACCAAAGUCAACACUCUUUCGCCAGAGUUCAACAACACCAAGAUAUUCUCCAUUCCCAAAGUAACACAAGAAACUCUGGAAUGGUUUGAUUCGGGAUGUAUAACAUUCUUGAUGUAUGGUCGACAAGAGGACAGUGUGGCUGAUCCAAAACUCUCGAAGAUGACCACCAAGGAGCUGCGCCAGAUGGAACAAAUCAAAGCCAGUCCAGGGAUGGGUCCUCGAAGCAUGACCAUAGUAGGAGGUGAUGUGGACAGUGCUCAACUGAAAGCUGAAUUGGUGCUGAUGAAAAGGAAAAACGAAAGAUUAAUCAAGAAAGAGAAACGAAUACAGGACCUCUGUGAAGAAUGGGGUAAGAAGCCUCCAGCYGAGCAGCAGUUCGAUGCCUUUCAUCGUGCGAUAUCCGCGGCUGCCAAUUAUCAAAGUGGCCGUCUCAAGUAUCGCAUCCACAUGCUGACAACGGUUCUCAAAGCGCAAAAAGGAGUGACAGCAAACGGAGGAGAGCUCAAGCUAGAUCAGAAACAACCUCCAGGCAGCCGUGCAUGUAACUUGAUGUAAAGUGUAUUAGAGAGUAGAUCAACUGUAUAAAAACCCUACGUGAAGUCAGUACCACCCAAGAGUAGCGUCCGUCCCUUGAUGUAAAUGGCAUAAUCUACGUAUCACUACAAUGUUAGUCAACAUUCUAGGUAGCAUCCUACAACGCAGAUCACAAAGCCAGCAGGGUAUCAAUUAUCAUUCUAACAUUUUAUCAUAUGAAUUGAUAGCUUAGAAAACAUUUGGUAGUUCUAUGCCAACUGAAAUUACCAAGAACUCGAGUGAGUUCUAGACGGGAUGUUGCACAAGGAUUUACCAAGGUACAUGAGGCAGACCAUUGACUCUGUUUCUACAUUUCUUUUUUAUGGUAUUGUCACGUGAUUAUAUCGAUCUGUUUGAUAUAUCCCAUAAUAGAGGUCUUGCCCUAUCACGUGAUGUCCGCAGCCAUGAAAGGAGGCAGGAACAGUGGCCCACUUCCGAGUUAUGCUUCGCUUGUCACGCACAAAGGUUUCAGUAUGAGGCUACGUGCUAAAUGCUCAGUCAUUCGUGACAGGCGGUAAAAAUAAAUUUAAUUUAGCAUGUAGCCUCAUACUAAAACCUUUGUGCGUGACAAGCGAAGCAUAUCUCGGAAGUAGGCUAUUGAAUCGGGUCUACACUUUAAAAAAUUCAUUUUCCCAAGAGAGAACGAGUCUAUUGCUGUGCCUCCUGUCAUGGCUGCCUGUUAGAUGGCAGAACAAUAGAAUACCUUUUUCUCUAGGAAAUCGACUUCUUUCUUAUUUAAAACGAUUGUAUUGUUCCUGUCAUCCAACAUGGCUGCCGUCACGUGGUGGUGCAAAACCUCUAUUGGGCUUCCUUUGCUCUUUUUAUGCGUCUAAAUUUUGGAGCUUAACAUUAUAUCUGUUUUUUUUCUAUAAUAUGCAUGAUAAACACAUCGGCUACCAUGCAUAUAGUUGGGGCAGGUCCCCCUAAUAUGACUAAGUGAAUCUUUUCCAAAGUGGAUCGUAUUAUACUGUUUUCUUCAUGGCCCAAGAUCUAAUCCCUGGGGCACACCAUAACUUCCUUUUUUCCCUCAUUGGUCUCACAGCCAAGUAUUGGACAUUACUUAGGAUUAUGCUUUCCUUUUUAUGUACCUGCGUUGCCUAGCAACGUUGAUAAACGUAAUUUUAUUUAAAAGUAGUGUAACCGCAAGGUUGACUUUCGUAGACCUUUCGCAAGGUACAGUUGAGUGGUCAAUGGAUCUAAAUUUACUUAACAUUGGCUUUUUUCUUAUUGGACUACUGAACGAUGAGAGACUCAAAUGUGCUGAUAAAUCAGACAAUCUUUACACCGAAUCAAAAUAUGGCGACCAAUUUGAAUAACUAUUGAUCUGGGCUUACUACCCUCUCAUACAUGUGGAAACACUUUAAUGUUUCCACGUGAACGCGAGGCUAGUCAGUGUAGAACAAUAGUUAUUUAACUUGGUCGCCAUAUUUUUGUGUUGUUUUAUUUUCAAAUCGUCCAAUAAAAUAGUGUAAGGUAACCACGAUGCUCAGUACACGAUUGCUGGGUUUCACUUGACGUCAUUUCCUGUCUCGUGCGGAAUGUUUAUCAGCUGAAUCACAAGUUUUCAAUAUAAUUCUUUCUGGUUGACAGCACAUGGUGGUCAGUGUUUGAGCACCAUUUGGAGCAGAUAAUGAGAUUCAAGGACUUUAAUCAGUUGAUUGAAACCCAGCAAUAGAGUGCAUACUAAAAAUCCACGAAAAAGUUAACUAACAAAGUUGUACAAAUUAGUGCAAAGGUCUACUGGACUUACUAAGGCACAUGAACUGGACCAUAUUACAUCAAAGAAGACCGCCUUGUUAUCCAUUGUUUCUACUUGGUUUGGCUGGUGUAAAAUUGAUGGUUUUCAACCAUUCCCAAGAGAAUUAAAUAACAAAAGACACGGCGGCCAUGUUGGAGGAUAUAACAAAAUAAUUCAUUGACAAAUCUUUUGUUAAGUUCCUCCAACAUGGCCGCCGUGAAAACCAUCAAUUCGAUGUUUGACCCGAGCCAAAUGUGUGCAAUUUCUUACGAAAUUUUUUACGGAUGUAUGGUAUGCACUCUACCAUGUAUUCGAACCGAGACAUUAGAUAGUGCAUGUGCAAAUGUCCAUUUGACUGUGUCUUGAGAAAGGUCAAUAGACUGUUUUCUCAAGGUUGCGAGCGCAUCCAACUUGAACGUGCCACAAAACUGAAAAAAAGGCAAAUUCAGUAAAAUUGAGAAGCCAGUUUUAUAUUUAAAAAGGAUCAUAAUCGAUUUUAUGUAUUCUCAUUGAAAAAUGUAUAAGAAUACUGUGUUCUGGCAUCGUGGCCCGUCAAGUUCCUUAAAUUUGGAUGCGCACGCAACCUUGAGAAAACGAUAUAUUCCUCUUAUUUCAACUUUACUUUACUAUAUUUUUUUGACGACUGUUUUUGCAAUCUUUACGUAUAAAUCUAUUUUUCUAA